This is a messenger RNA of Ziziphus jujuba (common jujube), 1975 nucleotides long. Its product is annotated as sphingosine-1-phosphate lyase. Gene Ontology annotation, molecular function: sphinganine-1-phosphate aldolase activity; pyridoxal phosphate binding. The record is from RefSeq and is a predicted model, not a curated record. NCBI's taxonomy places the organism in Eukaryota, Viridiplantae, Streptophyta, Magnoliopsida, Rosales, Rhamnaceae. The coding region runs from base 140 to 1768 and encodes 542 amino acids. Gene Ontology annotation, cellular component: endoplasmic reticulum. The transcript is spliced from 15 exons. Gene Ontology annotation, biological process: carboxylic acid metabolic process; sphingolipid catabolic process.
GUUUAUAUACAAACCCAUGUAUAAAUAUCUCUGAACUGACACUUCAUCUUCCUCUAUUUCCAUUAUAUUGUAUUUGGUAUCGUUUGCGUUCGUCUUCAUCGUCGUCGUUCUUGUUGGUCUGGUUGCCUGAGAGUUAACGAUGGAUUAUUAUUCCUCUCUGAAAUCAUUUACGCUUCACGCUAGAGAUUCCGCCAAUUCAUUCUUGUCGGAAUACGAGCCUCUGGUUCUGGUUUCAGCUCCUCUCUUUGCUCUCCUUGUCGCUUGGAUAGUUCAAUCGCUUCUUAAUGUUCUUCACGACAAAGGUCUCAAAGCUACCAUCAUAGGGUUUGUCAUGAGCUCCAUCAAAUUAGUUCCAGGCGUCAAGCGUUACAUCGAUUCCGAAAAACAGAAGGUUGUGGAUAAGUUACAAUCUGGUGGUAAAUCUAAAAGAGAAGGUUGGAGGACCGAGUUGCCUAGCACAGGGUUAGGUGCAGGAGUCUUAGAUAGAAUGAAAGAUGAUAAAAGAAAUGACGUGAGUUGGCAAGGAAAAUGUUCUGGUACAGUCUAUAUCGGAGGAAGCGAAUCUGAAGGACAUUUUUCUGUGAUUAAUGAGGCAUGUUCAAUGUUUGCACAUACCAAUCCCUUGCAUUUGGAUGUAUUCAAGAGUGUGGCACGUUAUGAAGCAGAAGUAGUUGCAAUGACAGCUGCACUGCUUGGAGGAAAGGAAAAGUCUUCUGGAGGACAAAUAUGUGGAAACAUGACCUCAGGCGGAACUGAAAGCAUAUUAUUAGCAAUGAAAUCAUCACGUGACUAUAUGAAAGCCAUGAAAGGAAUAUCUAAACCUGAAAUGAUAAUACCUGUAUCUGCUCAUUCGGCUUAUGACAAGGCUGCACAAUAUUUUAACAUUAAGUUGUGGCGUGUCCCUGUAAAUAAAGAGUUUCAAGCAGAUGUCAAAGCAAUUAGAAGAUAUAUCAAUCGAAAUACUAUUUUGAUUGUCGGAUCAGCACCUGGUUUCCCUCAUGGCAUCAUUGACCCCAUCGAGGAGCUUGGUGAAUUAGCAUCUACAUAUGGAAUAUGUCUUCACGUUGACCUUUGUCUUGGUGGCUUUGUGUUACCUUUUGCUCGUAAGCUUGGGUAUCCUAUUCCACCAUUUGAUUUUUCUGUGAAAGGAGUGACCUCAGUAUCAGUGGAUGUGCAUAAAUAUGGGUUGGCUCCAAAAGGAACGAGUGUGGUUCUGUACCGAAAUCAUGACAUUAGAAAGAAUCAAUUUGUAGCUGUUACUGAGUGGUCGGGUGGGUUGUAUGUGUCUCCAACCAUUGCUGGAAGCAGGCCUGGUGGUUUAAUAGCUGGAGCUUGGGCAUCAAUGAUGUCUUUGGGAGAAGAAGGGUACUUGGAAAACACCAAACAAAUUAUGGAUGUGUCAAAACAAAUACAGAAAGGGAUAAAGGAAAUUCCAGAGUUGUUUAUAGUUGGAAGGCCAGAUAUGACAAUUGUAGCAUUUGGAUCUAACGUAGUGGACAUAUUUGAAGUUAAUGAUAUAUUGACAUCUAAAGGCUGGCAUUUAAAUGCAUUGCAGAGACCUAACAGCAUUCAUAUAUGCGUAACCCUUCAACAUGUACCAGUUGUUGAAGACUUCCUUAGGGAUAUGAAGGAAUCUGUGAAAACUGUGAAAGAAAAUCCAGGUCCAAAAGAUGGAGGUUUAGCUCCCAUAUAUGGUGCGGCAGGGAAGAUUCCUGAUAGAGGCAUGGUUCAGGAACUGCUGGUAAAUUACAUGGACGGCACAUGCUAGUGCUUUGUGCUGUUUCCUUGUGGUUUGGUUAUGAUUGAUUUCUCAAACAUCUGCUUUUGGUUCAUACACCAAAAUUCUUGGGUCAAAGUUGUAAAAGAUAUAACCUUUUUGUUAAAUCAUUGUUAUUAAUUAAGAUUUAUAAACCUGUUAAUUUCUUUUCCUUCCCGAAAAUAUAUAAUAAAUCAGUGGAUGUGUGAUCAGCUCUGA